Molecule: messenger RNA, 2648 nt
Organism: Conger conger (European conger)
Lineage: Eukaryota; Metazoa; Chordata; Actinopteri; Anguilliformes; Congridae
Gene: pgrmc2
Product: progesterone receptor membrane component 2
Exons: 3
Coding region: 40-639 (199 amino acids)
Cellular component (GO): endomembrane system; membrane
Source: RefSeq, a predicted model, not a curated record
UGGGCGGGUGCGGAGGAUGGGUAGGCGCUAACGUGCAGUAUGGCGGACGAUGGGGAUGGAAGGAGUGGAGUAGGUGACGCUAGUAACGGGCAGGGGACAACAGAGGAACCUGAAUCGGGUCUCGGUCCAAGCGGGAUGUUGCUGAAUCUCAGUGUUUUAAUCCUAGUGCUGGCUCUCUGCUAUGGGAUUUACCGGCGAUGGGGAAGACGGAUCGGUGCGGACGCGGCCCAGGGAAGCGAGGCCUCGUCCCUGCCUAAGAUGAGAAGACGUGAUUUCACUUUAGAGCAACUGGGGGAAUACGAUGGUGUUCAAAACCCCCGGAUCUUGAUGGCUGUUAAUAUGAAAGUCUUCGAUGUGACCAGUGGCAAAAAGUUUUAUGGACGCGAUGGACCGUAUGGGAUUUUUGCUGGCAGGGAUGCAUCGAGGGGCCUGGCGACCUUCUGCCUGGAAAAAGACGCACUACGAGACGAGUACGACGACCUGUCGGAUCUGAACGCUGUACAGAUGGAGAGCGUGCGAGAAUGGGACAUGCAGUUCAUGGAAAAAUACGACUACGUGGGCAGGCUGCUGAAGCCAGGGGACGAGCCCUCUGAGUACACUGACGAGGAGGACGUCAAGGAUCACGUGAAGCAGGACUGAACUGAUCACAUGACCAAAGCUCGGACCUGAGACCGCUGCAACCAAUCAGCACCCCUCAACCCUGCCCAGAUCUUACUUCCUCCCUCCCUCUCUCCCCCCUCCCUCACCCACCCACCCCCUCCAUCUGGUACUGCAGCUGCCCCAAACUGCCCAGACACCCCCUCCCGCCCCCUCCCACACUGGGCACGGUGGGGCAAAAGCAGCAGGAACUCUGUGGAUUUUAAUAAUUCAACAAUGUCUGGUUUUUGUGCUGCCAACUUAAGUAUAAAUAUGUAUUUUUUUCUGUUUCGUUUUUGUUUUUUCCUCUUUAAAAUAUCAAGCAUCACUGUCACACUAUGUUCCUAAAACAUUCUGGGUGUGUAACGGGCAGUUGGGCAGGUGGGCAGCCCCAAAUGUGGAAGUUUGUAAAGAGGGAGAGUGCUUUGGGCAAAGAGCGUUUUUUUUUCUCCAUUGUUCUUGUCGUGCACUUGGCGUAUGUUUGGCUUCAGCAUUUGAUUUCGCAAUCUUACGGAGCAUUAAUGAGACUGGUUGGGGAAAAAUAAAAAUAAUAAAAUAUAUUACACAAGACUUAAAAAAAAAAAAAAACCUGAUGAUUUUGUGGUUGAGGGCAAGGUCUGGACCAUCCAAUAAGGAAGUCUGCCAUUGGUUAUAUUUUCCCAUUGUGUUAGUAUUGUGUGCACUACUGGUGUUUCAGUUCGUUACCAUGUGAUUGUACCCCUGCAGGUAACUGCUGCUCUUAAUCACUAAAGCUGAACUGGCUAUUGGGGGAAAAAGGGAAUGUCCAAGAGUUGAGCCCCUAGUGAAGAGGUAUUGGUUUAAUUGACCGACUGUUUACAUGCCACAGAAGUCUGUAAUGCCCAAGUUUAGUCCGGAUAUUAAUCGUGCCUUAUUUCAGCUGUUUCUACGACACCCUGAACAAUUUAAAAUGAAGAAUAAAAAAAUUGGAAAAAAAACAAUUCCCCUGUGUUCAACACAGUUGGUUUGUAGAGAUCAAAAGCUAAGGAGGAGAACUCACUCAAUAUUAUAGCUCAACUUCUCCUUUAUUUAAUCUGUGCGUUCGUCAUGGUUUCAGCUGCAGUGCAGUGGUUAGAACCGUAGAACAGUCUUUAGAACCGUACUGCAUCAGUCUUUAGACCAAUACAAACAGUCUUUAGAACGACCCAUAGAGCUGUCUUUAGAACCGUACUGCAGGCUUUAGAACUGUACCACAAUCAUUAGACCAACACAACAGUCUUUAGAACUGUACCACUGGCUUUAGAACCUUGCCAGUCUGUAGACCCAUACCAGAGUCGUUAGAACUGUACCACAGGCUUUAGAACCGUACCACCGCCUUUAGAACCUUGCUAGUUUUAGAAUGGGCAUCAGCUCUGCGGUGUGGUCAAAACUCUAAUCAACACACGGCUUAAAUAAACGGGACAUUUGCCGUGUGAAAACACGCAAGCGUUCUCCGGUUUUCCCGUCACGGAGCUCGGCACCUUACGGAAGCUUGGGAAGCUUGAGCGCGUCAUCGUUUACUUCGGUGUUGUAAAGAGAAAUUUCCGGAUCGAGGCAGACUGAAGGCAUGUCCUUGUUGGUCUACACAUGCAGACAUGGAGACUUUCCAAUGUCCCAACCUUGUACAUAGACUUUACAAACUAUACUCAGUGUUACUGCCAUAUUUAUGUAGUUGAUGAAAACCAUAUACUACUGUGUUGUAUUGGCCAAAUGCCCCAUGCUUUGUAUUGGUUUCUUUCUUAUAGAGUUUUGUUUUUCCGUAGAAGUUCUUAAGUGUGGGGGAUUUCAGAAAAACGUGUAACGUGGUGGGUAGCAGAAAACCUGGGAUAAGCAGACCGUGUAAAUAUAUGUAUCAUUUUAUUAAAGCAUGUGCAACAAAAGUGAGCUAUGCUGAAUUCCACCUUUAUGUAUUUAAGUGUGCAUGGGCGAGCGUGUGCGUGUGUGUGUCGAGUGCGUGUGUGUGCGUGAGAGACAGGAAGGAACGUGUUUCUGCAUAAUAAACAAUUUGGUUAUGA